CUCUAUACCGCACUGUCGUUUUCGUUGCUUUGCCCAACGCUGCCGUUAUUAUUGCUGUUUUCUUUGUCUUCACCGUCACCGCUCAACACGGUGUUGUAUUUUUCAUCGAACUUUUUCUUUAUACGAUUAUAAACCAUGACCGUUGUCAAGAUUCCGUCGGAGACCAUCAAAGAGUGUGGACAAUGUGCAAUCAAAUUUGCUGAACAUAUUAACCAGAUAAAAUCACGCCGUCAGGCUAUACGUGACGUCAUCUACAUCGUAUUCAUAUUUGUUGCUGGGGUUGUCGGCAUCGCAUUGUUGUCCAGAUUCUAUUGUGAAAAAAGUACAUUGAAACUUAACUUUGAGAUUAAAGGCGAUACUCAGCUGUACGAAUAUUAUAUUUCUCACGUAGACGCUGAGAGUGAAAUGCUACUGUCCUCUCUUCUGGACAACAAUGGCAAACAUUUCUUUGAAUUGAACACAACGAUCGAAUUCGUCGACUACAUUCAAGACUCUUGCCUUAUGUGCUUAGAACCCGAGGUUCGUGUCAUACAUGAUUUCCAUGGCAACCUCACAAGUAUUAUCAACAACAAAAAACGAUUUUGCCACAUCAUGCCAAUUAUACGCACAAUAUUGACUCCACCCAUAUCAAUUUCUGAUUUGAAGAUCAAAAUUACCAGCCACUAUUACGCCACAGAGUUCGAGAAGUCCAUGCGUAAUACGUAUUUGAUCAAACCUUCAGUUAAUGAUCUAUCUGCUUAUGGUGAAUACAUUCCUGAAACCUGUGCCGACUAUGACACCUUUAAAAUUAUGAAAUAAAUUUAGACCACUACAGACAUGUAAACUCUCUUAUCAUUUAUUAAUUAACAUUACAAACAUGAAAAUUAUAUAUUUAUCUUUAAUUUUAAUUUUUUUUAUAUAUGUCUAAUUAAAUGAUUUUUGUGUUUCGAUCCCUACUUAGCCGUGAUCUAUUGUUGGGUUGAAACAUUGCUUUAAAUGCCAAACUAUCCAAAAAAUACCUUCUCCUACUUUUGAUACUUGUUCAUAUGAUUACAUAUACAGUAAAAAGUUUCAACAGUCUGAUGUUUCAUUAAAUAUUUUUCAAAAUUGUUAUUAUAACCAUAUAAUACAUUUUUU
Messenger RNA from Cinara cedri, 1116 nucleotides. The record is from the annotation of a GenBank genome assembly. Lineage: Eukaryota; Metazoa; Arthropoda; Insecta; Hemiptera; Aphididae.